AUGUCGUCCCUCCCCAAUGUCCACAUCUCGACGCACCCGUCCCUGCGCACCAAACUGAGCCAGCUGCGCUCCAAAACGUCCGACUCGAAACGAGUAAAAGCCCUCGUCAACGACAUCUCACUCAUCCUGGCCUGCGAGGCCCUGGCCAAGAAUCUCGCCACCGCCCCCGGACCCAAGGACGCAACGCCGCUUGGCUUCGACUACGCCACGACGGUGGCGCACCCUCAGACGAUUUGCAUCGUGCCCAUUCUCCGAUCCGGUCUGGGCAUGGUGGACGGUAAAUAG
This is a messenger RNA of Metarhizium album ARSEF 1941, 285 nucleotides long. Its product is annotated as uracil phosphoribosyltransferase. The transcript has 2 exons. The record is from RefSeq and is a predicted model, not a curated record. Lineage: Eukaryota; Fungi; Ascomycota; Sordariomycetes; Hypocreales; Clavicipitaceae. Bases 1 to 285 code for a protein of 94 amino acids.